AUGCCAAUUUUGGAUUGGAAGCUGCAAACUUCGAGCGGUGGUUUAUUCUGCUCAACUCAAUACCGCUCAUUGACGAUUGUACAGCAUCUAUGUCCUGACAACUGUUACUGGCGCAACGGUCACUACGCCGUCUUCCCGACGUUUCCACCUACAGCUGCAAGUUCACUUAACCCCACUGCCUCAUCUACUCCAUCCCUCCUGACUUCCUCGCCCUCCCUCUCCGAACCCCCUCGCUUCCUUUGUAUCAAGCCACACCCAGUGCAGAAACCUCCCCGUCGUCAGGGGGCACCGUCAUCGUGUCCUUCGUUCUCCGUGCGCUCCUCACAGCCGGGGUCAUUAUCUCCCUCUGAGAAUUGCAUGUGCCCUGAUUCGGCAUUGGCAUACUCUCAGGCUUCCAUCCGGCUGCUCUGUGUAAUAUCAAGCUUGAUACUCGACACGCUUCGGACAGGACUACUUCGAGACCUUUCGUUCUUCCUGGUGGCAAGCCUGCAUACCUGUAAACCUAUCGUCCACUCGAGUAUUUGA
Laccaria bicolor S238N-H82 is the source of this 525-nucleotide messenger RNA. RefSeq lists its product as uncharacterized. The record is from RefSeq and is a predicted model, not a curated record. NCBI's taxonomy places the organism in Eukaryota, Fungi, Basidiomycota, Agaricomycetes, Agaricales, Hydnangiaceae. The transcript has 6 exons. Bases 1 to 525 code for a protein of 174 amino acids.